Messenger RNA from Schizophyllum commune H4-8, 1801 nucleotides. RefSeq names its product RNI-like protein. Gene Ontology annotation, biological process: SCF-dependent proteasomal ubiquitin-dependent protein catabolic process. The coding region runs from base 122 to 1468 and encodes 448 amino acids. Gene Ontology annotation, cellular component: SCF ubiquitin ligase complex. The transcript is spliced from 5 exons. Gene Ontology annotation, molecular function: protein binding. NCBI's taxonomy places the organism in Eukaryota, Fungi, Basidiomycota, Agaricomycetes, Agaricales, Schizophyllaceae. The record is from RefSeq and is a predicted model, not a curated record.
CCAUCACCUGCACACGACGACCAUGCCCGCCACCGCGCGCUGACCUCGACCUCGACCAUCCGCCACAAUUCUCUCCUUCUCCCCCUCAUCCUCGCUCUCUCCCUUGCUAGUGCCGGCGACAAUGCCGAGCAUCAGCGAGUCUGCGUCCUUCUACGAAGAUGACAUGAUCAAGGUCGUCGACCGCCUCCCUGAAGAUGGCGAGCACCGACGCGUCAGGCACCUCGUGCUCCAGACACCGGGCUGCGUGAGCGACGAUGAACUCGCUGACGCGCUCUACGAAUGCCCCCAUCUCGAGACGCUGGUUCUCUCUGGCGUGCAAGACUUGACGGACCGCACGAUCGUACGCGCCGCAGCUGCUUGUCCAGGCCUUCAGGGCAUUGGGCUAUCGGGAUGUAACGCGCUAUCCGAUGUUGCCAUACUCGAACUCACCGGGAAGGGUGUGCCGCUGCAGUGGCUGCACGUCAAUGGGGUCGCAGGGCUGACAGACCCAAGCAUAAGUGCUGUCGCGCGCUCAUGCUCACGGCUGCUCGAACUCGAGCUCUGCGACCUCCCUCUGCUAUCUGCAUUAUCCUUGCGCGAUGUUUGGAUGUUCUCCAGGCAGUUACGAACCCUGCGCGUCGCACGAUGUCACCAACUCAACGACAAGGCGUUCCCCUCAUCCCUAGGCCCCGACAUGCCCAACUUCUCGCACGAGAAACCUCUCCCCCCUCGCCCUACGACCUGGCUUGACGAGCUGCAGCCCCUCACACUGCACCACACCGCCCAUAACUUGCGCGUGCUCGACCUUUCUUCCUGUAACAUCACCGACGACGCGAUAGAGGGCAUUGUCGCCCACGCACCACGAAUCCAGAGCUUCAUUCUCUCCGGCUGCACGGCACUUACCGACCGCUCGCUCGAGAGCAUCUCGAAGCUCGGCCCGCAUCUCGACGUGCUCAUGCUCGCCCACGUUAGCAAGGUAACAGACAAGGGCAUCAUCAAGAUCGCGCGCGCAUGUCAGAAUCUCAGAUGCGUCGACGUCGCGUUCUGCCGCCACCUCUCCGACCUCUCUGUCUUCGAGCUCGCCGGCCUCAAGAUCCGCCGCCUCAGCCUCGUGCGCGUGCACAAGCUCACCGACAUCGCUCUCUUCGCGCUCGCCGAGCACGCGCAGACGCUCGAGCGGCUGCACCUAUCGUACUGCGACCGCAUCUCGCUGGACGCAAUCCAUCUGCUGCUCAAGCGGCUCACAAACCUGCGGCACCUGACCGCGACCGGCGUCCCUGCGUGCAGGCGGAAGGGGGUGCAACGCUUCUCUGACCCGGCUCCUGAGGACUGGGAUAAGGACCAACGGGCCGCAUACCGCGUCUUCAACAACGACAACGUCGCUGCCCUUCGCCGCUUCCUCGACAAGGAGCAAGCCCGCCAGCGGGAAGCAGAGGAGAAGAAUAUCAUCUUCGUUCCAAGGGAGGACGACAAGAUGGAUUUGUACUGAUGUUCGAGCUGCCUUCUCCCUUCCUAAGCUACUUCUCCUUUCAUUGUGCUUUCUCUCUUUUAGAUAUCCAGUGAUACCACCCCGGAGCUGCUUGCUAUAUAUCAUGGUGCGUUAUUGCAGCGCAAGGCAUGUAUUUGUACCCAGACUUCUUUUGCCGUAUUUGUACCCUAGCUUUAUCGCGUUUUGAGGGCCUUCAGGUGCUUUGGUCGCCUUGGUCGACGCUCCAUCUACGUAGCAUAUCUCCAAAUGCUCCAUUUCCAUUGAUGAGGUCGAACUUCAAAGAGAGAAAAUAUUCCGUGCUGUUUUCCAUUCAAUUGAUCUGCUUCGAGGACC